AUGGAACGACCGAAAAGAGCAUGUUCUUCGAAGCGUUCAACUUCAACUAUCUCAAAGAAGCAACGAAAUGAAUCAACUAAUUCAAAACCAUCCAUGACAACCUUUGAAGUUUUUAGUAAUGAGUUAAUUUAUAGUAUAUUCGACUACAUGGAUUAUAUAAUGAUUUUUAAGGCGUUUUCACAAUUGAAUAAACGUUUUUCGGAUCUUAUAAAAGCUUAUCCUUCGCGCAUGAUCGAUUUUCCAGCAUGGACAUCGGACAAGUCGAUGUAUCUUACUAUAAUGAACUCUGAACGACAUCGAAUUCAGUCCAUUGCAAUUCGUGGUGACAGAAAUAUUGAUAUAUUCCUCAGGACAUGCUGUAUCGAUAUUACAUUUCUUUGUCUCGAAUCAGUUACACUGAGAGAUCUUGAGCUGAAAUCUGUCUUACCUAUACUCUCAUUUUUACAAACAUUACCCGAACUUCAUCGAUUGUCCUUACAAAUGGAAGCAAUUGCUGUAAUUGGAGGAGAAUCCUUGAAUAUGACAGCUAUCUAUCAAAUGUUGUUAAGUUUUAAGUUUCUCAAAUAUCUUAACGCUUCAACGAAUUAUCGUAUUACCGAAGAUACUGUUUUUUACAUUAACCUUCCAUCGAUUUCGAAUCAAGAAACAUGUAAUCUAGAAUACUUGAUAGUUGAUCACGGAAUCCGUAUCGAUGAAAUAUUAUCAAUUAUUAACCACACACCUAAACUUCAUCAUUUGUCCCUUACGUCACUAAACGGAGGACAUAUUCCUCUAAAAGAUAUAUCAUCUAGAGUGCCAAAAUUACUAGAACUAACUGAACUGAUCAUUCAUGAUUCUAGUCUAAAUGUUGAAGACUUCGAAUCUCUUCUGACUGCAUUUGGUUGCCGAUUGAAAACUUUAGAGAUUGAAACAGAUUCAUAUGCAAGCUUUUGCAUUGAUGAACAAUGGGAAAAACUACUGAACACAACACUUUCUGAUCUGAACAUCUUUGGGAUACAGUUCAAUAAGCAAAAACCAGCUGACGAAUUUGAUGAAGAUGAAGAUGAUGAAGCUGAAAUUGAAUGCCGUAUUCAAAGUUCGCUUGAUUUCAUGUGUGACUCAUUUUGGUACGAUAAUGGUUGGACGGCAGACAUUUAUGUUUUUACCAAUUCAGUUCAAGCUGUGUUUCGUCGUUCUAGGUAA
Messenger RNA from Adineta steineri, 1182 nucleotides. The record is from the annotation of a GenBank genome assembly. Lineage: Eukaryota; Metazoa; Rotifera; Eurotatoria; Adinetida; Adinetidae.